CACAUCAUGCCAGACCCAGCAAAGCCUGCCCCAAAGAAGGGCUCUAAGAAAGCCGUGACAAAGACGGCAGGAAAAGGAGGCAAGAAACGCAGAAAGUCCAGGAAGGAGAGCUAUGCAAUUUACGUGUACAAAGUCCUGAAACAGGUCCACCCUGAUACCGGUAUCUCUUCCAAGGCGAUGGGCAUUAUGAAUUCCUUCGUGAAUGACAUCUUUGAGCGCAUUGCUGGAGAGGCUUCCCGUUUGGCUCACUACAACAAGCGCUCCACCAUCUCUUCCAGGGAGAUCCAGACCGCAGUGCGUCUGCUUCUGCCCGGUGAGCUGGCCAAGCAUGCUGUUUCCGAGGGAACCAAGGCUGUGACCAAGUAUACCAGCUCCAAGUAGAUCCGAGUUCGAAAAGUUCUUAUCUCAAAGGCUCUUUUAAGAGCCACCCACAUUUUCUUUUGAAAAGUAAUACCAAUGUGAUCACGCCUUACUGUGUAAACGUUUGUACAACUUUGUCUAAGUUUUAUUUGAGGACCUAAUGUCUC
This is a messenger RNA of Sardina pilchardus (European sardine), 527 nucleotides long. Its product is annotated as histone H2B-like. NCBI's taxonomy places the organism in Eukaryota, Metazoa, Chordata, Actinopteri, Clupeiformes, Clupeidae. The transcript has a single exon. Gene Ontology annotation, cellular component: nucleosome. The coding region runs from base 7 to 381 and encodes 124 amino acids. Gene Ontology annotation, molecular function: structural constituent of chromatin; protein heterodimerization activity; DNA binding. The record is from RefSeq and is a predicted model, not a curated record.